CCAAUGCCCCCCACAAUGCCCCCCCCACCCCCCACCAAUGCCCCCCCCCACCCCCCACCAAUGCCCCCCACCAAUGUCCCCCCACCAAUUCCCCCCACC
Messenger RNA from Petromyzon marinus (sea lamprey), 99 nucleotides. The record is from RefSeq and is a predicted model, not a curated record. NCBI's taxonomy places the organism in Eukaryota, Metazoa, Chordata, Hyperoartia, Petromyzontiformes, Petromyzontidae.